UGAAAACACCUGCCUCACACCCACAGCCAGCUGUAUGACUAUACCCUGCGAUGAUAAGGGCUGGCUUUCAAUGGCCAGACUUGAACCUUGCUCCCUGUGAGAGUUUCGCAGCCUAAGGUGGAGUCCUGCCACUCACCUGCUGUUUCAGGAAAUGAAGCUUUGAUCCAUUUCACUCACCUCAGCGGGAGCUCUCACACAGAUAACAACACCAGCAUGACGUUUUCCCGGAAAUCACGGAGUAACCUUUUCUACAUCUGUUUAUCACUGUGUUCAACUGGAGUGGUGUCACAAGGGUUCCAGCUGGAGCCGCUGAAUUCCACAGUGCUACAAGGAUCUGAUGUGCAAUUCAACGCCACGGUGCAGGGAAAAUGGGAUUUCAUGACUUGGCAUGUUGGAGACCUUCUGGUUCUGUCUGUUCUAUCCUCCAGUACCAGUAACAUAACCUCAUCUUCACAGCAGUAUUCAGCCAGCUUCUGCUCCAGCGACACCAGCUGUGUGAGGUUCACUAUCCACAAUGUCACCCGCAGCCAGUCCGGGUCAGUCAUGUGCAGCGUGCUGGGAUCGUUUGGGUCAAAGACGGCACAGCUUUAUGUACAAGAGAGCGGUAAGGUUAGCAUCAUGGAAGGGAACAUGACGGUGGUACAGGACCAGCUCGUGAAGUUCCAGUGUGUAGCAUCUGCUUGGUUCCCCAUACCUACUAUCGGCUGGACCCAGAAUGGUGAAGCUGUGAACAACAGUCUGUACAACACCACCAGCACGGCUGAUGGGGAUUCCUUCAACUCCACCAGUGUCCUAAAUUUCCAGGCAGUGCGCAACACGAUAGUGGAGUGUUGGGCUACUGUGCCAGCACUGACAAACCCACAAACUAGCUCUGUCUUCUUGGUGGUUGAUCCCAAGCCCACUGACUGGACUGUGCUCAUAGCUGUGGUUGUGUCCAUUGGAGGUGUUGCUCUACUGGUUUUGCUCAUCCUAGGAAUCAUCUUUUGCUACAAACGCAGGAAAGAAAAACAACCCAACUACCAAGAUGAAAUGAGUAGGAGGGUGAGAACACAGAGCGAGAUAGGUGGCAUCAAUGCAGCUGAACAGACAGAGGGACAAGUGAACGCAGGAUAUGUGCCGGAGGGUCAAACAAACGUCGCUCCCAGUGAGCACUCUGACAGCGGCUUUUGCCAGGCAAAUGGCUCCGGUGUUGUUGAGAUGCCUGAUAUUGUAAAGAGUAACCCUGUAAGAAAUGGCGACAGAAGUGCCGACAACACUGUGGAUGAAGCAGGCUUCAAGAAACACAGACAUGUCACCAUUGUGUAAAGACAGACAGAGGACAAAGAUGUCCUCAAAUGUUUACAGGUUUUGGCAGAAACAUGCACAGCACCUUGUUGCUUUAUUUUGGCUUCCAAAGAUUGAAGAAAUACGGGAGGACUGAAUCUACCCAGAACAAGGACUAACGUCAAGGCUGUUGGCAGAGGAGACGUAAAGUAUACUGGGAAUGUAUUUUGUUCACUGCCUGUAUAACGCUGUAUCAGCAGAAUGUAAACUUCAUAAAUCACAUAUGCUGAAAAGACAUUUAGCUUGCAAAAAAAUGUGCGUCCUUUCUGAAUGUGGCUUUUGAAAGAGCUACAAUAAAGAUUUGCAUGCAUUUGCAGGGGCAGCACCCUCACAGACCAAGUUAGCGCAGCUAACAGCUUAACAGCUGGAGACACAGCUGAGGCUGUACCAGCACAAACUCUUGGUUGUUGGUAGCUUAACAUACCGAAACUAUAUUUUGGCUAUGUUUAGUUCAUUUGUACGAAACCAUUUUUAUUCAAGCGUUCUAUAAUUCAAAUUGAAUAUCAAAAGGGAAUGUUCUGCAUCUGUAAAUGUCAGAGAACUGAAUCCUUCUUAAAUGUAAUACUUAGAUGACUGCUUUCUGAUCAGUUGCCUGUUUUUAAGAAAAGAUAAAAUAGAGAUAAACCAAUAAACAAUUCCGUAAACGCAGCAGUGAUUCAAAGAUUCAAACAAAGGAAUAUUUUACAUGUAUAAAUUGUCAGUACCUUCUAAAACCAAUUUCCAUUUGUAAUUAAAUUCUACUGUCUACUGCAUACAUACAUUUUGAAAUA
This is a messenger RNA of Scatophagus argus, 2093 nucleotides long. RefSeq names its product immunoglobulin superfamily, member 5a (gene igsf5a). Bases 214 to 1305 code for a protein of 363 amino acids. Gene Ontology annotation, biological process: cell-cell adhesion. The transcript is spliced from 9 exons. The record is from RefSeq and is a predicted model, not a curated record. Lineage: Eukaryota; Metazoa; Chordata; Actinopteri; Scatophagidae.